Molecule: messenger RNA, 3022 nt
Organism: Columba livia (rock pigeon)
Lineage: Eukaryota; Metazoa; Chordata; Aves; Columbiformes; Columbidae
Gene: ZNRF1
Product: zinc and ring finger 1
Exons: 2
Coding region: 404-1024 (206 amino acids)
Biological process (GO): proteasome-mediated ubiquitin-dependent protein catabolic process; protein K48-linked ubiquitination
Cellular component (GO): membrane; cytoplasm; intracellular membrane-bounded organelle
Molecular function (GO): ubiquitin protein ligase activity
Source: RefSeq, a predicted model, not a curated record
GCGCCGCCCCCGCCGCCCCCCGCCGCCCCAUGGGCCGCAGCUGAUCGUCGCCCGGCUGCCGGCCGCGCCCCGGGCAGGAGCGAGGCGGGCGGAGCGACCCGGUCGGCGUCCACCCUCCCCCCUCCUCCCCCGCCGUCCCGCUCCCCACCCCCCCCCGCCGCGGCCCCGGAGCCCUCGGCGGCCCCCGCCGGGGGUGACGGCGGCGGCGGACUCGGGGCGCCCUCGCCCCUGCGGGCCCAGCGGGGGGAGGAUGCCUGGGGCGGGGAUGGGUUUUCUCCCGUAGCUCCCCGCGCCCCCCCGCUUCCUUCCGCCCCCUCUCGCUUCCCAGCGGCGGCGGGGGCGGCGCGGCCCCGUUCCCCACGGGGGGCUGUCGCUCGGCUCCCUCCGGCCCGGCGGUGCCCACAUGGGGGGCAAGCAGAGCACGGCGACCCGCUCGCGGGGCCCCUUCCCGGGGGUGUCGACGGAUGACAGCGCCGUGCCGCCGCCGGGAGGAGGGGGGGGGCCGCCCCCCUUCGGCCAUUACCGGGCGGGCGGCGGCGGCGGCGCCAUGGGGCUGCGCAGCCGCUCCGUCAGCUCGGUGGCCGGGAUGGGCAUGGACCCGGCGGCGGCCGGCGCUGUCCCCUUCGGGCUGUACGCGGCGGCGGCGCGAGCGGCGGGGGAGACCGAGCGGGCCCCGGGCGGCGGCGGUGGCGGCGGCGGUCCGGGCUCCGACUCCACGUACGCCCAUGGCAACGGUUACCAGGAGACGGGAGGCGGUCACCAUAGAGACGGGAUGCUGUACCUGGGCGCCAGGGCCUCGCUGGCCGACGCGCUGCCCCUCCACAUCGCACCGCGGUGGUUCAGCUCGCACAGCGGGAUUUUCCCAGGCACGUCUGCCAUCCCUGCGAGCAAUGUAACGGCUCCAGCGCCACCUGAACCUGCUCUGGGAUUUCCCUGUCUGCCCAGGGUUUCUGAGAUCUGUUUCCUUGCCUGCAUGGGUGGAAAAUGGCAAAACAUCUUUUGCAACUUUGGAGUUUGCUUGUAGCACUUGACCACUCUUUCUCUGUAGCUUCAGACCAUUAGGACUUCUUGGAAAAGCCAAGGCUAGUGGGAAGAAGGGAGAAAAAGGAGAUGUGGUUUAGUGCUGUAUGUCUCCAGCUUUGUGUGGUUCUCUUACUAUCACUCAUGUUAUUCAUCUUCAUCAGAGGAUCUCAGGGAGUUUGCAGAGGCUGUAAGUAGCUUAAAGUUUAUCUGGAAAUCCCCCUCAUCACCUAAAGCCCUUGAGUGUUUGAAGCUCUAAUAAAUCCAUAUCUCCUUGUCUGCCCAAGGAAAUGCCUAGCUCAUCCUUCUGCGCGGUGCCAUCAGGAAUGUCGCAGGCUUUCUGUGCGCUGACGGAACAACCUGUUUGUCCUGACUGCUGGCAGCAGCAAGGUCGGGAGGUCUCCUCUGCCAAGAGAGCUGCUGUGUUCUCAGCAGCAGGAGGGCCCAGCCUGGGGGAGAGGGGUGUCCGGUGCCAGGAUGCUGGGCUGGUUCCUUCUCCAGGCAGGGUUAGAGUGAAACAAGCUGGAGGUGCUCUUUGAUCCAGCUCUGGAGUCAGGAAUGUGAAGUAGGGAUUGCUUGUUGGAGGAUGAACUGAAAGUGUGUGUGAACACCUGGGUUGGGCAGCCCCGAUCUCUGCCCAGCUGGGAAGAGGCAAGUCUGUGGCAUGUCCUUGCUGUGCUCCGACAGCUUCAAGUCCUGAGCCUUUUCUCAAUGGUGCUUGGCAAUCCUCACUCCCAAGCUUGCCCUGACAUUGUAAUCUCUACACCAAAACCUUAAGCUGGGCUUAAUUCUAGCUGGCUAGUCAGUGAGCUGCUGGAGGGAGUCCUCUUUCCACCACUGACUUUCCUGCCACCAACUUUUCAACACGCAGACAUCACGCAUGCUUCCCUCCCCCCUCUACAGGGGCUAGGCCAGGGGAAGGGCACCCCAAGGCCUGCAGGAACUUGCCAUUGUUGAAUCUGGUUUUGUCAGCGGAAAUUUCCAAAGGAGACCGUCCUCAAAUCAUCUUCUUGUGGGUUUGGUGCUGAUGACUGCCUGACAGCCAAGUCUGGAACCUGCAGCAUUCCCAGGCCUGCGGAGAUGGCACAGGAAUGGUCUCGGUGACUCCCCGGGUCAGAGAUAUUCAGCACUGGACUUUUCAGGUCUGAAGAGGUUCAUCUUCUGCUUGUACCUUCUCCGAGCUGGCCACAGGACAGCAUACCCCCAGGGCUGGGGGAAGAGCAGCAGCUACCUUGGAAGAACAAAGUACCAAAUACCAGAAGAUGGGAGACUCGAGGGCAGCUUUGCUGCGUCCCAGCCCCACAGCCUGGAGAUGAAGUUUGAGUGUGACAACGUUGGCGUUGUGCGUGAGAAGCCGGCAGCAGCAGAGGUUAUCUUCAGUCCCCACAGCGAGAGCUAGCGCAGGCCGUCACUGCGCUGCCUUGCCACUCCGGUGUCCUCUGAAAUCUCUCAGCCGCCUUGCCCUGGAGUGACGCACUAAUUGCUGCAUGUGCUAAUUGGCUUGGCCGGGCUCGCUCCUCUCUGGCCCUGUGCAUAAAUCAGCACAAGGGAGCUGGGGUGCCCUCUCCCCCCUCUGCACACGUACGCUCCAGAGAUGCUGAGAAUGAUGAUCUCGUGCUCCCAGGGCUGACCCACUUACCAGCCAGGAUUGUCUUCCUGGCCUGUGACGUAAGUUUAUCCCAUGCUGGUUUGUUUUGCUGAGAUGUUUGUUUCGGUGACUGGAAUAACCGUAAAGGCUUCUCUUAUUUAUUAAUGUGCUAUUAGGGCUCCUAUCAUCUCUCUCUCGUUCGCUGGCCAGAGGAUCAAUCAGAUGCAGGCAUCUUUGAAGGAGUGGUACCAGGGCUGGCGCCUGGCCAAGGGAGCUGCAGAGAGUCAUGGGAAAAUGCUGCUAAAUGCCGAAAAUUAAUUUCAAGAGAAAUGCGGGGAGGGAGAAAAACCCACUCUGGGGAAAAAAAAAAAAAAAAAACAGCUUUUUUUUCCUCCGAUGUAAUCUCCCGUGUGA